This is a messenger RNA of Dimorphilus gyrociliatus, 727 nucleotides long. NCBI's taxonomy places the organism in Eukaryota, Metazoa, Annelida, Polychaeta, Dinophilidae. The record is from the annotation of a GenBank genome assembly.
AUUAAUUAGAACUGGAAAGUCGAGAAUAUUCAAGAUGGCGUCAAACGAUAUUGAGAAUUAUAAAGUUCAAUUAGAGCAGGUUGAAGCUGCUUUAACUCAAGAUCCAACGAACGACGACCUUCUCAAAUUAAAGCAAGACAUAUUGGAAAUUAUCAAUCUCACUCAAGAUUUAGCUACUGAAGAGAAAUCGGAAGAGAAGGAGGAAGCUAUUGAAUCCUUCGAGGGUCUAGUAUCUAUUGAUCCAAAAUCAUGGAGAGUAGGCGACAAAUGCAUGGCCAUAUGGUCACAGGACAACAGGUAUUAUGGUGCUACAAUCGACUCAAUUUUGGUUGAUGGAACAGUUGAAGUGACGUUUGAUGUCUAUCGGAACAAAGAUGUUAACAGGAUCGCUCAACUGCGACAAUAUGACGAAAAAGCUGCUGCUGCAUUGGCAAAGAAGUCUAAGCAAAGACGAGAUAAGCUCGCCACUGAAAGAGAAUAUCGUAAAAAGAAAGCUGAAAAAAAGAAACUUAGAAUGAGAGAACUUGAAGAAGAAAGAGAAGUGGAUAAGCGAAAAUGGGAAUCUUUUAAUAGCAAAGCAUUUGCGAAAACUAGAAGAGGUCUGGUUAAGAAGAGUAUAUUUGCUUCUCCAGAUUCAACAUCAGGUAGAGUUGGUAUUGGCACUUGCGGUAAAAGUGGACAAGAAAUGACUAAAUUUCAGCAAGCCGUCAAAUAUACGAAGAAAUAG